Lycium barbarum (goji berry) is the source of this 603-nucleotide messenger RNA. RefSeq lists its product as uncharacterized. Lineage: Eukaryota; Viridiplantae; Streptophyta; Magnoliopsida; Solanales; Solanaceae. Bases 1 to 603 code for a protein of 200 amino acids. The transcript is spliced from 2 exons. The record is from RefSeq and is a predicted model, not a curated record.
AUGGAAAACUCACAAUAUGUUACAUGGGCCGAGCUUUUCAAAAUUCAUGUUCGUUCUCACAAGGUCCUUCAUCACAUCAUUCCUCCACCUAAGGGUAAGGAGAAGCCGGCUCCCAAAACUGAUGAGGAAAUUGAAUUAUGGACCACCAUUGACGCCACCGUGCUUCAAUGGAUUUAUUCGACGAUUUCGAAUGAUCUGUUAAACACUAUCAUCGAACCGGAUGCUACUGCCAUGGAGGCUUGGGACCGCUUACGUGAUAUCUUCCAAGAUCAUCAAACUUCUCGGGCGGUGACUCUUGAACAAGAAUUCACGACGACUCGUAUGGAGGAUUUUUCCAAUGCCUCCACCUAUUGUCAACGUCUCAAGAGCCUUGCCGAUCAACUGAAAAACGUUGGGGCUCCCGUGACGAAUAGCCGCCUUGUCCUUCAACUGGUCUCGGGUCUCACUGACGCAUACAAAGGUGUUGGGACACAAAUUCGCCAUGCAAAGCCGCUCCCAUCAUUCACUGAGGCUCGGUCUUCCCUUAUUUUGGAGGAACGUGAACUUGCGGCUAUGGUUUUCUGUGAAGGAUUUUCAGACGGGGAUGCCACUAAUGCGGUGUGA